Cercopithifilaria johnstoni is the source of this 507-nucleotide messenger RNA. Lineage: Eukaryota; Metazoa; Nematoda; Chromadorea; Rhabditida; Onchocercidae. The record is from the annotation of a GenBank genome assembly.
AUGACUAAAAUUUUGAAAUUGCAGAACGAUACGAGUGAUAGUACAGAUGCUCUUAGUCAACUUUCGACAGAGCAGAUUGAACAAUUCCGGAAAUAUUUCAAUAUGUUUGAUAAAGAAAACGAAGGUUUUAUCAGAGCAACACAAAUUGGCCAAAUUUUAAGAACUAUGGGCCAAGCAUUCGAAGAACGAGAUUUGAAACAACUUAUCAAAGAGUUCGAUACCGACGGAUCGGGUGAGAUUGAAUUCGAAGAAUUUGCAGCAAUGAUUGCUAAUUUUGUUGUUGAAGAUGGAAAUGCCUACGUUGAAGAAGAAUUGCGAGAAGCAUUUCGUUUGUACGAUAAGGAAGGUAAUGGUUACAUAGCAGUAUCAGAUUUGCGUGAUAUUUUACGAGCAUUGGAUGAAAAUAUCUCUGAGGAAGAAUUGGAUGAAAUGAUUGCUGAUAUUGAUACAGAUGGUUCUGGUACUGUUGAUUUUGAUGAAUUUAUGGAAAUGAUGUCCGGUGAGUGA